Messenger RNA from Acinonyx jubatus (cheetah), 1313 nucleotides. It is a transcript of the gene CE1H17orf107, whose product is annotated as chromosome E1 C17orf107 homolog. Lineage: Eukaryota; Metazoa; Chordata; Mammalia; Carnivora; Felidae. The record is from RefSeq and is a predicted model, not a curated record. The transcript has 3 exons. Bases 240 to 989 code for a protein of 249 amino acids.
UGGCGCAGCCGCGGAGACGCGGCGUGCGUGGUGGGCGUCCGCAGUGACAAGUUGAGCACGAUGACGCAAUUCACGACGAUGAUCGUGGCGACCACCAUGACGAAGAUGAGGUACCUGCGGAGCCCGCCGCGCGUGACCCCACUGCGGCCCGCGGCCCGGCCUGUGACCUCACAAACGACCCUCUCCGGCGGCGGGACCGGACGCGUGCCCCGGUGGCCCUCCUUCCGCCGCCGCCGGCCAUGCAGGGGACCCCCAGCUCCCUGGAGACCCUGCUGUGGGUCUACCACUUCCACAGCUCCACGGAGGUGGCCCUGCAGCCCCCGCUCCCGUCCUCCCUGGAACUCGCUGUGGCCGCGGCCCAUGAAUUUCUGGAGCAGAGGUUCAGGGAGCUCGAGUCCCUGGAGUCGCAGCGGCCGCAUGCCCCGAAGCCCACCCUGGGGCUGGUGCUGAGAGAAGCCGCGGCCAGCGUCGUGAGCUUCGGCGCCACCUUGCUCGAGGUGGGGCGCGGGGGGGGCUGCGGAAGGGCGGGAAAGGGGGACAGGGACCCCUGCGUCCCCACCAACUCCUACACCCUCCUUCCCCCCCCACCCCCUCAACGGCAGAUCUCCGCCCUGUGGCUGCAGCAGGAGGUGCGGCGGCUGGACGGCGGCGCCGGCAGCUCGGGCCCAGCCCGGGGCGCCGGGGAUCCGGGCGGAGCGCUGGCCCGGGUGGCCCGGGCCGCGGUCCGGGGGGCGCGGCACGCGGGGGCAGCUGCGGGCACUAGCGCCCGGCUCGCACUGCAGGGGGCGUGGCUGUGCCUGUGCGGGCGGGGCCUGCAGGGGUCCGCCUCCCUCCUGCAGCAGUGGCGACGUCAGCUGGGCCUGGGGACCCCCGGGGAACAGAGAUACUCUGGAGACCUCCAGGUGGCAUCCAGUGGCAGCGCGGAGAACGGGGGAUCAGAGAACCCGCCGCCGCCGCCGCCGCCGCAGCCCCGCCCCGCCUUCCAAUAAAGCCCAGAUGGGACCGACCCAGAGCAGCUCCGGGUUUCGCGCGCCCUUGGCCGCGCCCCCGGCCCCGCCCCCACACGCUGGCCCCGCGCACGCGUGGGCUCCUCCGCGGCCCUCUGCCUUCACCUGCCCAGCAUCGGCACGCUCAGCGACGUCUCGGGGGUUUUCUGGGCGAUCAGGAACAAGAAGACGGUCUGCGCCAGCAGGACGUUGAUGGACACGGUGCACUUCUGGCCGCCGGCUGGAGGGAGAGGCCGGUGAGAGCGGGUCCCGCUCCCAGCGGCGAGGCCGGGGUUGGGGUCCCGGCGGCCCCUUACCCUGCGCCGG